Messenger RNA from Drepanopeziza brunnea f. sp. 'multigermtubi' MB_m1, 714 nucleotides. Lineage: Eukaryota; Fungi; Ascomycota; Leotiomycetes; Helotiales; Drepanopezizaceae. The record is from RefSeq and is a predicted model, not a curated record.
AUGCACGCAUAUAUGCGCGCAUGCGCGCAUAUAUAUCGAGGACUAAGGUUUACGGGUGAGCAAGGCUACUCCCUAACCCUAACCCUAACCCUAACCCUAAACCCUAACCCUAACCCUAAGUCGUUGCUUACGGAGACUACCUUGAGAGAAGGGGACUUACGAGAAAGCGAAUACCUUUCGGGGUAUUUGCGGGACCUCUUCGGAGACCCUCGGAAAGAACCUAUUUUAAGGGGUCCCGUUAGCACUAUCAAGCAGAACCGUAGAGUCACUCAAUACAAGGAGAAAACUGACCUAAGAAAAAAAAGUGGAGCUUACGAUAGAAACGGCGUAAUACCUUCGAUAAAAGGAAUGAGAAGCGACAAUCAAGAAUCUCGCCCUUUGCAUACUGCUAUAUGUAUCGCGGUUAAAGAACAAGAGCUCAAGCAUCUCGAAUCUUUAGCCGACGAUAAAGCAGCUGAGACUGCAAAAGAACUUACGAUUAAAAAGGUCACCGAGUCACUCGGCUCUUCUUUUUCAAGUACGGUAAACAAAUCGAACGAUUAUCUUAAAGAUAAGACUCUAAACGAUAUCAUUCGCGUAAUUAAGCUCGCGGUUGCCAAGGCUUUAAACAAGUCUAAUAAAGCGAAAAGCGCACCUCCGAAAGAGAUAAGUGCUAAAAAGUCCAACCCUAAGCCGAACAAGGCUAAGGGUAGCCUUAAACCAAAGAAACCUUAA